This is a messenger RNA of Rotaria socialis, 2694 nucleotides long. The record is from the annotation of a GenBank genome assembly. Lineage: Eukaryota; Metazoa; Rotifera; Eurotatoria; Philodinida; Philodinidae.
AUGUGUCCGAUACAUUUAAUCUAUUUGCUUCUUUUUAUACAUCAGUACAAUCGUUCGUUAGUGUUACAACUGAUUUUUAACGUAUUGGCUGCCGCUGAACAACGAUCGCUUUUUCAACGUAAUUUACAUGGUCUAUUUAAUAUUUGUGGGUCAUUUAUGUUACGUGAUGCUGGUAUGUUUGAUAAUAGUAGACAUGAAAGCAUCAUUGCACCAUUGUAUGGACAUAGUAUUGUUCAUGAAGCGAAACAAAUUGCUAAGAGACGUGAUUUUGAUUCGACACUUGUGAAAAUGAUACAUAUGAUUAUCAAAAUCAAACUAGAAGCUAUGUUAAUGGCACGAGCUAUUUGGUUGAUAUUCUUCAUUUUGAUGGCGAUUCAUUGUUCGCACGGUGGAUGUCCACGAGCUACAUUUGAAGUUUUAAAUAAUACAAUAAAAGUACCGUAUAAUUUUAUUGAAUCAUCUGUUGGUAAUAUUGGAUCAUUGGAAACGUGCCCCUAUACUGGCCGGCCAUAUGUAUAUUUGCCAUGUUAUCAGAAUUCAUCGUGGGGUGAUGAACCUUAUUUUAGUCCCUGUUUAAAACCGCCUGAUAAGAAAGAACAAACUACCAUGUCAAGUAUUCUUUUACCAUCAUCAUCAUCAUCACCGUCUAUUGCUCAUCCAUAUUUUAAUAUCUCUAUUGAAGAACUUGCAAGAUUACCUAUGAAUAGUUAUAAUGAUUUUGCUAAUGUAUUAUCUGAUUUAAACCACGAAUCAGCUCAUUUUAAAUCAAGAUCAAAUAUAUCUUCUGUUGCCAAUAUCAUUGAUAGUCUAAAGACAAAUAAUCCAAAUAUGAACAAUCAGAUCUAUGCUAAUAUUUAUUCAGUGGUUGAUAAACUAUUAUCAUCGGAAUCUAUAUUGAAAUUACAAGAAGUAAAAACAUCAAAUCGAAGCAUUGUAAAGCUAUUAUCAUCAUUAGAAAGAUUCACUCAAAAUUUAAAGUCAGAUAGAUUAGAACAAAAUUUUAUUGAAACUAAUCUAGCUGUAUCCAUUGUUGAUAUGCCAAAUAAUCGCACGAAACCAAUCAUUGGCUUCGCAUUCGAUUCAAUCAAAAAUCAAACUUAUCCGAUUGAAUCGAAUGAUAGACAGAAAAAUUUAACGGUUGUUCUGCUGGAUUCUCAAGCACUUUCUCAACAAAAUCGUUUAACAUUUUCUGUCUACAAUCAACUAAGUGGCCUAUUUGAUGAAAAACAAUAUCGAGUAUUAACACGAAUUAUUUCCUUGACAAUUGAUAAACCAGAAUUAACGAAAAAUCUCGGGCCGUUUGUAAAACUGAAUUUUUAUCUUGAAAAGAAUUAUGAAAAAGAAUAUGGCAAUUUAACAUGUGCUUAUUGGCAUAUAUUUGAUAAUAUGACGGCUCAAUGGUCAACUGAUGGAUGUUAUUUGAUUGGUGUUAUCGAUCGAAAUGUAAUGUGUGAAUGUAAUCAUUUAACUCAUUUCGCAGUUUUAAUGGAUAUCGAACAAAAGCCAACUUCGAAGUCUAUUGAGCAAGUGCUUUCGAUUAUAACCCUAGCUGGUUUAUUUCUAUCGUCUAUUGGUUUAUGUCUAACAAUUUUAACAUUCAUUUUUUUCGCAAAAUUACGUCGCCAUUUUAGUCAAAAAUCUCUUCUUUUAUUAUCGAUUAAUUUACUUUUUGUUAAUAUACUAUUUUCAAUUAUCGGCUUAUGUAGAUUAACGCAUUUAUCAUGUAUUAUUAUAGCUAGCGCAUUACACUAUUUUAUUUUAUCGUCAUUCAGUUGGAUGUUCAUUAUGGCUAUAAUACAAUAUUUACUUUUUGUUAAAGUUUUCCCUCGGACAAUUUCAGCCUUUACACGAAAAGCUGCAGCAUUCGCUCAAGUGGUUCCAUCGAUUCCUGUCAUUGCUGUUUUGGCUGUGGAUCCGUCUCACUAUACGAGACGAAGUGAUGGACUCUGUUGGCUAUCAGAUUUACCAUUUUAUUUAUCAUUCAUAUUACCGAUUGUUUUGUAUAUAUUGAUAAAUAGUCUCGUUUUUUCGAUUGUUGCCCAUUCACUUCUCUGUGGAACAACAGGUCAACAAUUGCGUAGUACACAAAUGGCUGAAUCCCAGCGGGUGUCACGAUUUUUAGUUGCCUUAAGUUGCUUUGUUGUGCUCGGUCUCACUUGGAUAUUUGGUUUACUUGCUAUUGGACCAAUGCGAGAUUUAUUUCAAAUUCUUUUUUGUACAUUUGCUACAUUAACAGGAUUUUUCAUUUUUCUUCUCUAUAUUAUAACAUCCAAGGCAAAACGAAAAUGUUGGAAUAAUGCAUUUAAAACACUUGGCAUAUCCUCGAUCUAUUCUCCGACACUAUCAACAUCGUCUGGUUUGAAUGGCACUAAAGAAUUUUCAACGUCAUCGACCAACGAUCAACAAAAAGUUCCAUCACGCUUGGCGCAAUUUCCAUCUCAACCCCAACAUUUUAUUGAUGCAUACAUGCCAUCAUCGCCGCCAGCGCCGGCUCCGCCAUUACCUUUACCACCCUCUUUUCUAAUCGAAGGCGAUGAUCCAUUGAAUACAACAUCAUUAACAAAUGACUUUUAUGAACCGAAACAUCUUCGUAUACCACAAACGAAUUAUGGCUACGAAUCCAAUCCACCAACAACAUCAUUGGACGAUUAUUCUCUGUUCUAUGCUGCGUAUCAUGAUGGCACAAAACUUUGA